UCUCCUCCUCUCCUCCUCUCCUCAGUGUCUGACCCACACCUCACGGCACCGCAGCUCCGGGGCGGGAGGACCACUGACUGUUUGCAGAGAUGCCGAAGCCGAUUAAUGUCCGUGUUACUACCAUGGAUGCGGAGCUGGAAUUUGCCAUCCAGCCCAAUACUACAGGCAAACAACUCUUUGAUCAGGUGGUUAAAACCGUUGGCCUGCGAGAGAUCUGGUUCUUUGGACUCCUGUAUAUAGACACCAAAGGCUACCCUAACUGGCUGAAACUCGACAAGAAGGUCUCCCAACAGGAUUUAAAGAAAGAAAACCCUGUCCAAUUCAAGUUCCGUGCCAAAUUCUUCCCAGAGGAUGUCUCUGAGGAGCUCAUUCAGGACGUUACUCAGAAGCUGUUCUUCCUUCAGGUCAAGGAGAUCAUCCUAAGUGACGAGAUGUAUUGCCCCCCUGAGACAGCCGUGCUGCUCGCUUCCUACGCAGUGCAGGCCAAAUUUGGAGACUAUAACCAAGAAGUGCAUAAAUUUGGCUACCUUACAUCUGACCGCCUGUUGCCCCCACGUGUUCCGGAUCAACACAAGCUUUCCAGGGAGCAGUGGGAGGAACGGAUCCAGGUUUGGCAUGAGGAGCACCAUGGAAUGCUGAAGGAAGACUCCAUGCUGGAGUACCUAAAGAUCGCCCAGGACCUCGAAAUGUACGGAGUCAACUACUUUGAAAUCAAAAAUAAGAAGGGGACAGACCUGUGGCUGGGGGUGGAUUCUCUGGGGCUCAAUAUCUAUGAAAAAGACAACAGACUGACCCCGAAGAUUGGCUUCCCGUGGAGUGAGAUCCGAAACAUCUCUUUCAAUGACAAGAAGUUUGUCAUCAAACCUAUUGACAGGAAAGCUCCUGAUUUUAUCUUCUACGCUCCACGUCUAAGGAUAAACAAAAGGAUCUUGCAGCUCUGUAUGGGUAACCACGAGCUGUACAUGCGCCGUCGGAAGCCUGAUAGCAUUGAGGUGCAGCAGAUGAAGGCCCAAGCCCAAGAGGAGAAGCGCAAGAAACAGGUGGAGAGGGCUCAGUUUGAGAGCGAGAAGAAAAAGCGCGAGGCCAUUGAAAAAGAGAAAGAACAGAUGGAAAAUGAAAAACGUGACCUGGUGUUCAAGCUGCAGCAGUUUGAGGAGCAAACCAAGAAAUAUGAGCAGGAUCUGGCGGAGCAGAUGCAGCGAGCAGUGCAGCUGGAGGAGAAGCGGAGGAGAAGUCAGGAAGAGGCUGAACGCCUGGAGGCAGAGCGCAUGGAAGCUAUUCGCGCUAAGGAAGAAUUGGAGAGAGAGGCAGAGGAUCAAAUCAAAAGCCGGGAGCAAUUGGUUUCAGAGUUGUCUGAGUACACAGCACAGAUUGCCCUGCUGGAGGAUGCCAAGAGGCUGAAAGAGGAAGAGGCAGAGGAGUGGCAGCACAGAGCCUUGGAGGUCCAAGAUGAUUUGGCGAAAACCAAAGAGGAGCUGCAUUUGGUACUCUCCACCCCUCCACCACCACCACCACCAAUCUACCAAUAUGUGGAUGAGAAUGAGCAUGCUUACACUGAAGACAAUCAUAGCAGCCCUACCUACAGUGCAGAUCUGUAUAACGGAGGCAUCAUCAAUGACCGAAAUGAGGAGCUUCGCGUAACCGAAGUUGAGAAAAACGAGCGUGUGCAGCAACAGCUCAUGACAUUGAAGUCUGAACUUGCCCUGGUCCAAGAUGACACCAGGAAAACUCCCAAUGACAUAAUCCACACAGACAACCUCCGAGCAGGCCGAGACAAAUUCAAGACACUCCGCAACAUCAGGCAAGGAAACACCAAGCAGAGGAUCGAUGAGUUUGAAGCUUUCUAAGUGUCACCGUGGGAAUAAUACACCUGCAUCGCUUUACACAGGAUGGCAAACAAUCAGUAUAUUUCAGAUUUCUCAGUGGUCACUGGAGAGGUGAGCUUUAGAUUCCAUUGGAAAAAGAAGCCAUCAACCUCCUACAUCCCAGGCCUCACAGCCUGGUCCCCAUUCUUUCUCCACCAUAGUUUUCCAAAGCCUAGUUAUAUAAAUGUGUUCAAUUUUUAAUUUAAAAAAAAAAGUCUUUCCAACUGAGAUUCUUUCUCUUCCCUCCUACCCCCUUCCCUGUCCUGAUUAAGUGAGAAAGUUUUUCCCUCCCCUUUGGUUCUUCAGUUGCUGCCAUGGGUUUUGGUUACCUAAUUGUUUAAAGCAUUUUUGUUGUUUUUUCACAAUGCCUACAGAAAAGUCUCCAGUCUGAGACUUGGGGAUCAAGGUGCAAAGAUAAUGCCUCGGUGCCAAGAUGUCACACGGAAAGACAUUGUAUUUUGAGGAAUGAGAUAAGAAUCUUAACAAAUGCCACCACUAAUGUAAAGUGGUUGCAAUAGCCAAGUUUUGGGAAUUGAAGAACGUACAGGAUAUUUGCGAUUCUGCAGAUCAGGAUUUUUUGCUGUAACUUAGCAAAUGUAGUCGUGCCACAAGCUCCAACUUGGGAGUAUUUUGUAGAAACUCAAAUUUUAGAAUUUAGUUUCCAUGUAAGCCAACUUUAAGAAACCGCUCGAUGCUGUGAUGGGAAGAUGAUUGGGUGAGUGGGUAAUCUGUACCUCUCGUGAAUUUGUCUUUCACCGUCCGUCUCAUUUUCCUCUUUCCCUCCCCCAGCUCCAAAGUUCACAUGUUUCACAUUACUCACAUGAGAACUUGCAGACAGCACAGUGACCACUCAGAAAUAAUAAAUAAUACGCCCAAGAUCGAAACAUUUAUUUGAUACCUUAUCCCACCUUCUCAGCACAUCUUAAAGCAAAUUCCCUGUGUGCACAGCUGUAGGAUUUUAUUUUAAUAUCCCAACUUAUCAAUGAUUAUAUGUAGUAUUUAUAUACAGUUCAUUCUUGACAUUGAGAGAGAAAUGAUCCUGCUUUGUAUAUUAUUGCAGCUAUCAUCAGAAUCGUACUUCAAUACGUAAAGGAUAUGUAAUAAAGUAGCUAUCUCAUAACAGAAUAAUAGCUAGUUUUAUGUGCUACUGAUGCACGUUAUACAAUUUAUAUUAUAGAAAUGAAUCUAUUUGUAAAGAUGAUUUUUUUACUAUAGACCAAAUGCAACUUUAAAAAAACGGUUGUACAAAUUCAGCAGGAAGCAAAAUCAUGUUGUAUUUUGUUGCAGUUAAACUAACAGUGUCGAUCGCUACUUCAGGCUAUUACUUAAUUUUGUAAGUUUUUUUCUAGUCUACCUUUUUGAAUAUAAAGGGCUUAGGACUUGCCAUAGUUGUGUAGUCUCCAUAUUCAGGAGAGCAGGGCUGUGAUCUCUUCUCACAAAGGUGGCUAAAACAGGGUAGUCGUAACAGUCAUACCUUCUGUAACCUGAUGGUUGUCAAACCGGGAACACUGUCGCCCAUUGGAGCCAAGUUUCUGCCAGUUAAUGUGACAUUCACCUGCUUACUGGCUACAGUUGCUGUUUGCAAUUUCCUGCUACAUAUGUUUUUUACCCCACCUCCCACUACUCUCUCGAAUGGUGUGUUUAUCAAAAUGGUGAGCUCUGCUCCUCAGACGGAUGCUUUUGCUGCUCUGCACUUUGUACUUGAAAACCAUGUACUAAAGUCUCUGCAAUGUUCAAUUACACAUAAUAAAAUAUUUCUGCAAUGA
Molecule: messenger RNA, 3631 nt
Organism: Callorhinchus milii (elephant shark)
Lineage: Eukaryota; Metazoa; Chordata; Chondrichthyes; Chimaeriformes; Callorhinchidae
Product: ezrin
Exons: 13
Coding region: 90-1847 (585 amino acids)
Biological process (GO): regulation of cell shape; positive regulation of protein localization to early endosome; regulation of organelle assembly
Cellular component (GO): adherens junction; apical part of cell; filopodium
Molecular function (GO): actin binding; cell adhesion molecule binding
Source: RefSeq, a predicted model, not a curated record